Theobroma cacao (cacao) is the source of this 1222-nucleotide messenger RNA. NCBI's taxonomy places the organism in Eukaryota, Viridiplantae, Streptophyta, Magnoliopsida, Malvales, Malvaceae. The record is from RefSeq and is a predicted model, not a curated record.
CCCUAUAUAUGAUCUCCCCUCAUUCGACUGCUCUGCCAAGCAAGUUUUAUCCAAACUCUGCAAACGCGCUAAAAGCAUGGAUUCAGCUCCUUCUACAUUCCUCCAAGAUUUCCUUGGAAACUUUCACUCCAGAAAAUUACUGCUAUACAAACCUCCUAGCCAACCAUCAGUUACAGCAGCUCCUCCGCCUUACUCUCAGAAUACCAACUUAGAUGAAAAUGUUUUCAUGAUACUAUCAGUCCUCUUGUGCGGCCUAAUUUGCUCAUUGGGAUUGAACUUCAUUGUCAGAUGUGCGUUUAGGAUCUCAGACAGGGCAGCUUCCGAGUCCAGUGACAACCCUUCAGCUGGAACAGUUAAUAGAGGAAUAGGGAAAGAAGCCCUGACGACUUUUCCUGUGGUAAAUUACUCAGCGGAGAUGAAACUGCCAGGGCUGGACACGGAAUGCGUCAUAUGCCUAUCCGAGUUUGUGCCUGGUGAGCGCCUGCGGUUACUACCCAAAUGCAACCAUGGAUUUCACGUUCGUUGUAUUGAUAAGUGGCUUAAAUCACAGUCAUCAUGCCCAAAAUGCAGGCAUUGUUUGAUUGAAACAUGCCAAAAAAUCAUUGGGUGUAAUCAAACUAGGUCAUCAGAAUCACGUCUUCCAGCUCAAGACAACGUUGUGAAUAUGCUGCCACUGGAACCUGAAGGUAUGGUACGUGAUUAUAGGGGAGUGAGAUGAGCGUGAUUCUUUUCUUUUGGCCAUUUGUGGAAGGCCCUCUAGCACUUUAAUGGUCUUAUGUUCCAUGUGGAAGCUCAAUUCGGAGUUUGAAAGGCACCAAACUGACAACAUUGAUGUUCUUGCUUAAAGCGUAGACAAGUUCAAUUUAUAAAGCAAACCAAACUCGCCAAGAAAAAAACCGGCUGCAGUGGACAUAAUUUAAGCUGAGAAUUACCGUCACGAUUUCGGGAGACAUAUCUGAAUUGCCGUCACAAUUAUCAGUUCCAUUAUGAAGAUGAUUUCAUUGAGGCAAUGGGGUGUAGUGUUAAUAAAUUUUAAAAUGCAAUGAAAGGAUCUUCCUCAGAUUCCCUUCAGCUGUUCUAGUGUAAUGAUCACCUGACUCUUUAAGAUAUUUUGUUGUCUCCUACUUGAAUGAUGAAGUGAUUCAAGUGGGACUAUGUUUUACUGCAGUCAAUCUUUUCCCCCGUCAAAAUUCCGUUAAGAAACACAUGGAUAAUUGAAAGU